AUGGCCGACGGCGAGCCUUCCCUCACCCGCUGGAGCUUCGAGGAUUUCGUGGUGUACUACGAGACGCGCCUCGGCAUCCGGCGCGAGGCCACCGGCGAUGAUGGCGACGACCGCGACGAGGGCCCAACGCCGCGCGGCGGAUCCGACCAUGCGGCCAGCCACCGCCCCGCCGCUGCCCGCGCCAACGGCGGCGCGGACCUCGCCGUCUUCGAGCAGUUCGAGCGGAUGGAGAGGAAGGUGGAGAUACGCAAUGGGGCUAUAGAGGAUGGUCCACCGCAGAAACCUCUACUUCCUUCAUUUGAAUCUGCAGAAACGCGCAACUUAGCUGAGUCAUUGUUGAGGGAUAUAAUUCGUGGGAGUCCAGAUGUUAAAUGGGAAAGCAUAAAAGGUCUGGAGAAUGCAAAGCGUCUUCUCAAAGAAGCAGUUGUCAUGCCCAUUAAAUAUCCCAAAUACUUCACUGGUCUAUUAUCACCUUGGAAAGGCAUAUUACUAUUUGGUCCACCUGGAACAGGAAAGACAAUGCUAGCCAAAGCUGUGGCUACCGAGUGCAAAACGACCUUUUUCAAUAUUUCUGCCUCAUCAAUUGUGAGCAAGUGGCGUGGUGACUCGGAGAAACUAGUGAAAGUGUUAUUCGAGCUUGCAAGGCAUCAUGCACCAUCUACCAUUUUCCUUGACGAGAUUGAUGCUAUCAUUAGUCAACGUGGUGAAGCUCGUAGUGAACAUGAAGCUAGCCGGCGAUUGAAAACUGAGCUAUUAAUACAGAUGGAUGGGUUGACUAAGACAGAUGAGCUUGUUUUUGUUCUAGCAGCAACAAAUUUACCAUGGGAGUUGGAUGCAGCAAUGCUGCGUCGGCUGGAGAAGCGUAUUCUUGUUCCAUUGCCAGAGCCAGAUGCUAGACACGCUAUCUUUGAAGAGCUCCUGCCAUCUACACCUGGCACAAUGGAGAUUCCCUAUGAUGUUCUUGUGGAAAAAACUGAAGGAUAUUCUGGCUCUGAUAUUCGCCUUGUAUGCAAGGAAGCAGCAAUGCAGCCCCUAAGACGGUUAAUGUCAGUUCUUGAACGCGGGCAAGAAGAGGUCCCUGAGGAUGAGUUGCCUGAAGUUGGUCCAGUAACUACAGAAGAUAUUGAACUUGCUUUGAGGAAUACAAGACCGUCUGCUCAUCUUCAUGCACAUAGAUAUGAAAAGUUCAACCAAGAUUAUGGCAGUCAUGUCCAUGUCUAA
This is a messenger RNA of Miscanthus lutarioriparius, 1221 nucleotides long. The record is from the annotation of a GenBank genome assembly. Lineage: Eukaryota; Viridiplantae; Streptophyta; Magnoliopsida; Poales; Poaceae.